Messenger RNA from Phytophthora sojae, 1038 nucleotides. RefSeq lists its product as hypothetical. The record is from RefSeq and is a predicted model, not a curated record. Bases 1 to 951 code for a protein of 316 amino acids. The transcript is spliced from 3 exons. Lineage: Eukaryota; Oomycota; Peronosporomycetes; Peronosporales; Peronosporaceae.
AUGAUGAGGACGCUGCUGGGCGCCGCGCUGUGCGGCCUGGCGGCCGCGACGUCGGCCGUGUCGGCCUCCACCCUGUUCCCCCACGUGCCGGUCUUCCUGUGGUCCCAGAGCUCCAUCUUCGCUGGACCCAACGCCUACCUGAGCUCCGAGAUGGAUGAGUCCGCUGUGGCAUCGGCUGUCGAGCGCGUGCUGACGCGAGAUGCUAGCGCUGACAAGGAGGGCGUGCUCAGCACCGAGCUCUCUUCGUCCCAGCAGUCCGAGGUGAUGUGUUUGUUCCUGCUGCCGUCGCUUACGUCGGAGGAUGUGUCCCAACUCGCGAGAUCCGCAGGACAGGAGUCCUUCGUGCAGAACGCCGUGCAGAGCUCCAAGUCGUCGGUAGUGAUCCCUCACACCACCCGCACCAAGCCUCUCCUCCCCGAGAUGGCGAGUGCCCAGCCCCACAUCGUGGCCUCUCAAGACCUGGAUGUGUUUAUUGCGUCUAGGGAGGGCAAGGCGCUGCUCUCCAACGGCAAGACGGAGCUGCUGGUCGUGCAGCUCCCGGAGACCCUGCCGCUGCCCGACGUGGAUGCCGCGAUCCAGGCGGCUUCAAGCAGCCUCAACGCCGCCACCGGGGGUAAGACAGACUUUGGUCUUACUGGUAACGACGCCAGCUCGCUGGACCUCCAGGACCCGCUGGCUCGUCGCCUUGCCGCGCAGACCAAGUCGAAGAAGUCGAACUCGUCUGCUGAGGCUGCGAUUCUGUGCGAAGCGGGCUACCUCGUCGGGUACAGUGCGGCGGGCAAGGCCUUCUGCUUCUCGCACUACGUGAACAUCACGCCCGACAUCAUGGCGGGCCUCCUCUUCGGGCUGCUGUUCAUUUUUAUGGCGUACAUCGGUCUGGGCGUGCUCCACCAGAUCCAGACGCCGCAGAGGUACCCGUCGCACGGAGCUCCGCGCGGCAAGGAGUUCUAGGCGCGUUGGCUGUGGACUUGAAAGUGAGCAGCAUAGCCAGCAGAAGCGAAGGCAGGAUGCAUGCAAAAUGAAAGUUUUAUAUUCCCC